This is a messenger RNA of Phytophthora sojae, 1608 nucleotides long. RefSeq lists its product as hypothetical. Lineage: Eukaryota; Oomycota; Peronosporomycetes; Peronosporales; Peronosporaceae. Gene Ontology annotation, cellular component: riboflavin synthase complex. The transcript has a single exon. The record is from RefSeq and is a predicted model, not a curated record. Bases 1 to 1608 code for a protein of 535 amino acids. Gene Ontology annotation, biological process: riboflavin biosynthetic process. Gene Ontology annotation, molecular function: calcium ion binding.
AUGGGCGAGCUCAAGCGCCCGACCACGCGCGUGCACGCGCCUCCUGGCGGCGGCUCCAGCUGGAGCUUCGGAGACGACUCGGCGCCCGCCCCCACGGGCCGCAAGCGCUUCAACCAGCCGCAGGCGCAGACGGAGUCGGAGCAGCAGCCAGACGCCAAGAUGGAGUCGCCACGCGCGUCGCCGCCUCCCGCUCCCGUGCAGACCCAGCCUCAGACUCAGACUCAGACUGCUGCUCCUCAGCCCACCGGAGCCGUGCGCGUGGCGCUGCUUAAGACCAGCAGCGACGCGGAGAUCGUGGACGCGGCGGUGCAGAACUGUCUGGCCAAGCUGCAGACGGAGGCGGUGAGCGCCGAGACGUUCACGGUGGCGUCGCUGGAGCAGCUGCCCUACGCGGCCAACAAGCUCACGGAGCUCGGAGGCUUCGACGGUGUCAUCUGCUUCGGCUUCCUGGGCACGCAGGACCCGCAGUUCGCGGCGCUCAGCACGGCGUUGACGCAGAGCCUCAUCAAGAUCAGCGUCAAGAACGUGCGCCCCGUGGUGCAGGCUGUGUUCAUCGGUGAGCCGCGCGUGGCCUCUGUGAAGGUCCGCGGUGGAUGGGGAGCCGAGUUCGCCGAGGGUGUCGUGCCGCUCAUCAACUUGGGCGGAUUUGUGGGUCCCAUUGCCCACCCGGCGUCUGGCACGCCCGUGAAGAAGCACUUCGAGGUCAGUCGGGGCAAUGUCCUGCCCGCCAAGCUGCUGCGCGGAUCCAAGACGGUGCUGCAGUCGCUGGAGAUCUUGAGGGACUCGCUGUACGAGCACGGAGCCAAGGGCAUUCGCGGACUGGGACGCAAGUUCCGGAUCAUCGACGACGACGGCAACCGCUCGCUGAGUCUGGACGAGUUCAGCAAGGCCAUCAAGGAGCACGCGCUGGAGCUCAGCGAGAAGGAGGUGGAGGAGCUGUUCCACUUCAUCGACACGAACAACUCGGGAGGCGUGGACUUCGACGAGUUCCUGCUGGCUGUGCGUGGCGAGCUCAACGAGCGCCGCACGCAGCUGGUUCUGGCGGCGUUCAGGAUCCUCGACGCGGAUGGAAGCGGCGUCGUGGACCUCAACGACAUCAAGGUCAAGUACAGCGCCAAGGAGCACCCCGAUGUGCUGCAGGGCCGCAAGACCGAGGACGAGGUGCUGCGCGAGUUCCUGGACACGUUCGAUGGCGGCGAGAAGGACGGCAAGGUGCACCCGAGCGAGUUCGUGCGCUACUACGCCAACGUGAGCGCGUCCAUCGACGACGACGACUACUUCGAGCUCGUGAUCCGCAACGCCUGGCACAUCAGUGGCGGCGAGGGCUGGUCGGCCAACACUACAUGCCGCCGCGUGCUCGUGAAGCACGCCGACGGCUCGCACACGAUCGAGGAGGUGAAGGACGACAUCGGUAUCACCGCUGGAAACGUGGAGGCCAUCCGCGCCAACUUCCAGGCACAGGGCAUCGACGACAUCCAGUCUGUGAGCACCGUCGGCAACGUUCAGUCCGAGAGCGACGCGAACAAGCGCUCGAACGACAGCUUCCACCCGCAGGUGGCACGGAAGAAGCAGCACGGCGCCGGCGCAAGCUCCAUCAUCUUUGGCUAG